UUCCACCAUUGUUUUGCUUACCACAAAGAAACACACAUGAUAAAAUUUUUUUGAAUGUAAUGAACAAUUUCGUUAGCAUUUUCAAUCAAAUUUUCACGGCAAAACAAAACCACCUUAAAGUUGGUUGCUACAGCUGGGACUAUUUCUUUACGCCAUGUUGGCGCAGGAUAAACGAUAUCUCUUCCAUACUUUUGCAAUGGGCUCAAAGGUGAUAUCUAGUGCUAAGGAGUUUUACAGUAUUCUUCGGUCUUUUCAAGAUGAGGAAAGCAAUGAUCCAUGUACAUACGAGGAGGACAUCCAAAUGUUAAAGAUGAAUGGAGGCAGAAUCCCUGUGCUGAAUAUGUACUAUGGCAACCAGCCAGUCUUCAUCUGUGAAAAAGCUGUUCCAAAAAUAAAUGAACCUGAUGAUCAACAAAUGACUGAAACAUCAAACUGCACUGAUGCUGAUGAUGCUGAAGAUGAUGAUGCCAUUGCACUCCAGACAGAACUGGGCCCCGAGCCGCUCACAAUCAUGAAAGCAAGGCAGUUGCUGUCUUGGUACACAUUAUCUCAAAAUGCUAACGUGUCAGCUGUGAAUGACAACCCUGCCUUACACCCUCUGUGGGUGCGAAGUGACAUGUCUGAUCCAGCUGGAACAACCUGGUUUGGAGCUGAAACAGUCUGCAUGGGCAAUAAAGUAUCUGGUGUCAAAUUAUACUCUGUUACCUGCAAAGGCUCAACUGUGGACAAAAGAUCUCUCAUAACCUUGGACGAGCUUAAACAAGAGCACAAGAAAAGGCAUCACCUAUCCCCGAUUGUGAUUAAAGGCAGUGCCAGGUUCACCUUGUUUGGUUCCACUGUUGUUGAAAACACCAUGAUUGAGUCACAGAGUAGUGUGACAGUGGAUUUCAAAUGGAGCCAUGUGGAGAGUAUUCUUGAGACCCCACCCCUGUCCUCUACAGCAACACUGAAUAUCAAAGUUGCCAGCGGGGACAUGAGGAGCCCAAUGUUCGAGAUGUACAGGGAGCUAGAGUUUCUUCAGACUCUUGCAGAUGGUUUGAGAACUGGUGAGACUGAAUGGAUGGAACCGUUGGAAAGCACAUCAGCUAUACAUCUCAUCAAGGCCUUCCUAGAAGAGCUUCAGAGCACUUCAAAGACACUACCGGACCAGGCUGCAAAAAAAGCUGAGACCACAAAGCUGAAGCCUGAGACGGACACUCCCAUUUUCAACUCUCUCUUGGAACGAGGCGAUUUGGAUUUUGUGGAGCAGCUGUGGGUUCGGAUGAGAAAGAGUGUGACUUCAUAUCAAGACAUCGGAGACUGCCUGAAAUUGGUCAUUGAAGCUCUAAGAUAUGGUGACAUCAAACCCUGGAUUCACAGAGACAGCAGCAGCUCCCUCAGCAAGCUCAUCCUGCAGUCCUACCACCAGCAGAUCGAUCACGUGUCUCUCACAGGUGUCACCCCUGUCCACAUGCUGCUAGAGAUGGGUCUGGACAAGAUGAGAAAGGACUACAUUAACUACCUUAUUGGUGAAGAAUUGACAACUCUAAACCACUUGUGUUAUUACCUGAGCACAGAGGUUGAUCUGCAAGAGCAAGUGAUCCGACUCAGAAAACUGCACCAUCUGCUGGAAAUAAUUGUGACCUGCAGUACUUUCCUGGGUUUGCCCUACGACCGGCUCUUCCUUCUCACACAAUCAUGUUUGCAGCACUACAAAACAUACCCAUACGAUGAGGAGCAUGAAUUCAAACUGCAAAUCAAACCAGCGCUGAUCAGCCAUUUCUACCAGAAAGAGCACCCAGUAGUGUGGGGGGUUGAAGUUUCCAGUGGCCACGGCCCUCGUGAGGUCAGGACAUCCUUACAGCUCAGUGACAGACCCCUGAUUGAUCAUGUCAUCUUUGAAACAGAUUACCCAAAUGAAACAGUGAAUGGGGACAGUGAGGAUCCCGCCUUCUUCUCCACCAUGGUGUGCUGCAGUCUCGUCAACUUUGCAUGAAUUUACACAGAGCACAAUGUAACAACAAAGGAGGUGUUUAUUGUCAUGUUUGAUAUUCUCAUCAGCAAUUAACACGUUUUAAAAUGGAAGAAGAACGAGCCAGAUGACCUUUAUACUGCAUCACAAAGUGUACAGGGACCACUAAAGGGCUUUCUGUAAUAUACUGUAUUGUUGUCAAAUGUUUUAAAUGAACAACUUUCAGUCCUUUGUAUGUAUGUUCUGUGACGCUGUCAUGGGUUUUCUAAUCGCAUCUUUAUUAUCACAUUUUCUGAAUUUUUGUUCAGUGUAGCAGUUAAAAGACAUUUUGAAGAGUUUUUUUGCCAAACAAAUGAACCAAAUGAAAACACAAAGUACAAUAGAUCACAAGGGCAGUUUGCAAUGGUAAUAUUCCACAGCAAUAUUGUAAUAAGAAAAUCCAACAUGUUGCAGGGCUGUCCACACUGUUUGAGUGCCUGGUACUAAAUUCAUUAUUAUUGGCUAAACCAAUGUUUUUACAGCAAACACUGUAUGCACAUCAAAUUAAUGAAGUCACUAAUUUCUCUUGAAAUUCAGUUCAAAUACUGUAUUUAUGUUCACACAUGAUCCAUUAAAGAUGCCCUUACAAUAUGAGCGUGUGCGUGUGUGUA
This is a messenger RNA of Siniperca chuatsi (mandarin fish), 2601 nucleotides long. RefSeq names its product zwilch kinetochore protein (gene zwilch). The transcript has 19 exons. Lineage: Eukaryota; Metazoa; Chordata; Actinopteri; Centrarchiformes; Sinipercidae. Gene Ontology annotation, biological process: protein localization to kinetochore; mitotic spindle assembly checkpoint signaling. The coding region runs from base 155 to 1975 and encodes 606 amino acids. Gene Ontology annotation, cellular component: RZZ complex. The record is from RefSeq and is a predicted model, not a curated record.